Messenger RNA from Mycotypha africana, 1379 nucleotides. Its product is annotated as Prephenate dehydratase-domain-containing protein. Bases 43 to 1137 code for a protein of 364 amino acids. The record is from RefSeq and is a predicted model, not a curated record. Gene Ontology annotation, molecular function: prephenate dehydratase activity; chorismate mutase activity. Gene Ontology annotation, cellular component: cytoplasm. The transcript has 6 exons. Gene Ontology annotation, biological process: chorismate metabolic process; L-phenylalanine biosynthetic process. Lineage: Eukaryota; Fungi; Mucoromycota; Mucoromycetes; Mucorales; Mycotyphaceae.
UUUCCUUUUUUUUCUUCUGGUUUCUGUUACUUUAGAUAGAGAAUGGCUGACCUUAAUGCACUCAGAAAAAAGAUUGAUUCACUAGACUCCACUUUGGUCAAUAUUUUGAAUGAACGAGCUCGAGUCUCCUUGGAUAUUGGUGCUGCAAAAAAGCGCGAAUCACCAGAUGUAGUUAUUGAUGACGUUCAAGUAUAUAGACCAGGCAGAGAAAAGGAGAUUUAUGAAAAAUUGAGCCGAAUCAAUGCUGGUCCCUUAAACGAUGAUUCUUUACAUGCUAUUUUUAGAGAGAUCAUGUCUGCAUCCAUUGCUUUACAAAAAGACGUAUCUAUAGCUUACCUUGGACCUCCAGGUACAUUUUCACAGCAAGCUGCCUACAAGCGUUUGGGUGAUAGUGUUGCUUACAUACCACAAAAGCAAAUUGAUGAUGUCUUUGAAAGUGUAGAAAAAGGCCAAAGCACGUAUGGCAUCGUUCCUUUUGAAAAUUCGAGUUUUGGUUCAGUUGUUGAAACUUUGGAUCGAUUUAUUCACACCACAGCACAAGUACGAGCGGAAACCUACUUAACGAUCCAUCAAUGCUUAUUGUCUAACAGUAAACUAGAGGAUAUCACUAAGGUGUACAGUCAUUCACAAGGUAUAGGGCAAACACAAAAAUGGUUGUCGACACAUUUGCCCGCGGCUAGACGCAUUAGCGUGCAGUCAACAGCAGAAGCUGCUAAAAAGGCGGCUCUUGAAACAGGAGCUGCAGCAAUAUGUAGUGAGAUAUGUGCUGACAUAUACGGGCUGGAAGUAGUGGCAAAAAAUAUUGAGGAUGUUGCAGCUAAUACGACACGCUUCCUAAUUAUUGGUACAGCAAGUGAUUCACCAACGAAAGAUGAUCAUACACUUAUCAGCUUCACAGUAGAUCACCGCCAACCCGGUGCCCUAUGUGAUGGCCUGAAAGUGUUCAAAGACUAUGGCCUUAAUCUGUUCAAAAUUGAUUCGCGUCCAAACGGCCAACGUCUGUGGCAUUACGUAUUCUUCGUUGAAUGUUCGGGUCAUUAUGAAGAUGAGGAAAUCAAACAAGCUCUGAAGAAGUUGGAGGAAUAUUGCUUAGAUAUUGUUGUGUUAGGUAGUUUUCCUAAUCAGAGAAUCGAAUAAAGUAGAGAAGGAUUAUGCACCCUCGAAAAUUUGGCAUGACACGAUCGUUGGCAUGUUGCUACUGAUAUCGGUAUGGCAUUAUCCGUGUGGUCUUUUGUUGCUGUAUCAUUUUGUUUGAUUGAACGUGAAAUGCGCGCUCUGUUGUCCACGAGAAGAGGCAGCUAUUAAGUUGGUUCUUCACUUUAUUCUUGGUGAGGCUCGGAAUCGUACUGAUUAUUGGAAAUUGAAAUGGAAAAAAGGGG